GUCGCCCAAUCAAAAUCAAUGGCAGCCGUUAUAUUAAUCCGCACGUCGAUCCUACCGUCGGCUCUAGGUGCACCUGCGAAGAUGAUCAAGCCGAGGGCGAUCAAGUUUACGUGCAUGUCGGCUGGUUUUGGUCCAAGAAAGGAUCAAUUGAUCGGAGAUGUAGAGAGGAAGUCAGUGGCUGUAACUAAAGUAGCUGCCAUCAGCAUGGUGGCAGCUACUGCGCCACCGCAAACAAGGGAAAAGGUAGACUUGGCUACCCUCAUGGUGUUGGUACGAACUACGAUUCUACGUAAGUUAAAGGUGGUUAAGAGACGUAGACCAUGGAGUUCAGUCAUCCAAUCACUAGUUGAGAAGGUUAUAAUGGACUCUCGGUUUUUUGCCAUGAUUGGAGUAGCAGGAACCUUGCUUGGCUCAGUAUUAUGCUUCCUUGAGGGUGUUUUUUUGGUUUUGGAAUCAUAUCUUCAGUAUUUUUAUGCCCUUUCUCGCCAUUCGGAUCACAGCCAUAUCAUGCACCUACUCAUUGAAGCGUUAGAUAUGUUCUUGGUCGGAACUGCGAUGCUUACAUUUGGUAUAGGAUUGCAUUUUAUGUUCAUCGGAUCACGAGCUACAAAGGGCAAUGGAUCACCACUUCCAUCGUCAAAUCUUUUCGGGCUUUUCUAUCUCAAGGAGUUUCCAACGUGGGCCGGAAUGAAAUCCAUCUCAGAAGCAAAGUCAAAAAUCGGGCAUGCCUUAAUGUUGUUGCUUCAAGUCGGGAUCUUGGAAAAGUUCAAGAGCGUACCCUUGGUUACGGGAUUAGAUCUUGCUUGUUUUGCUGCAUCAGUAUUUGUUUCUUCUGCUGGUUUAUUCAUUCUUUCAAAACUUUCUAUGGGUACUAAAACAUAAAUUAAUUAGAUGUCCAAUAAUUCUUUUAUUUCUUAUAGAGAUGUAGUCUUUUUUAUUAUUUAAGGUUGUAUUUUGUUAGUUUAA
Cynara cardunculus var. scolymus (artichoke) is the source of this 966-nucleotide messenger RNA. RefSeq lists its product as uncharacterized. The transcript has 4 exons. NCBI's taxonomy places the organism in Eukaryota, Viridiplantae, Streptophyta, Magnoliopsida, Asterales, Asteraceae. The record is from RefSeq and is a predicted model, not a curated record. Bases 19 to 882 code for a protein of 287 amino acids.